UUGUUAUGUUUUUCUGUUUUUCAGCAGAAUAAAUUCAAACAGUGAAUAAACCACUGUUUUUGGAGGCAGUUGAAAUAAAGGAUAUUAUUUUAUAAAAAUAAAUGUCGGACAGCAUGUCGGAGCCCAACAGGAAGUUAAUUACCGUGAUGCUCGUGCUGGUCUGGAUUUCCUCGGGUUUGUUUAUCGGGGUCGCAGGGCCCACUAUGGUGGAUCUGCGCAUUACGUUAAACACUUCCUCCGCCGAGAUAGCGCGCUCAGUCUCCGCCCAGGGUUUCGGGCUAUUCGCUGGCGCGCUUGCAUGCGGGUUUGUAAUUGACGCCAUGGGGACGUGGAAGUUCCUCUUGGUGACCCUAGCUGGAACCAUAGCAACAGUCGCCCUCAUCUUGAUGUCGUUCGUCACCUCCCUGACCUGGCUCUGGGUGCUGUUCUUCUCCGGCGGAACAGCGAAAGGGCUUCUGGAUGUCGGUAAACGCAUUUACUAUCGACACAAAUAA
This is a messenger RNA of Dreissena polymorpha, 494 nucleotides long. RefSeq names its product sodium-dependent glucose transporter 1-like. The coding region runs from base 102 to 494 and encodes 130 amino acids. The transcript has 2 exons. The record is from RefSeq and is a predicted model, not a curated record. Lineage: Eukaryota; Metazoa; Mollusca; Bivalvia; Myida; Dreissenidae.